ACUUGCUAAACUAAGCGCCGAUGAUCCUACGAAAUGGUACCGUCGUGUAUCAAAUGUACAGCGUUGUUUGAACGGAACUUAUCAACGUAGCAUUGGAAUGACGCCGUUUGAAUUGAUGUUCGGAGUAAAGAUGAGAGAUAAAGAUGAUGGAAUAUUAAAAUUGAUUGAAGAAGAAAUUAUUCAAGAAGUAAACGACAAGAGGCAAGAAUUAAGGGAGAAAGCUAAAGAGUCUAUAAGGAAAAUACAAGAAGAGAAUGUGAAGUACUACAAUCGGAAGAGAAAAGAGGCUUUUUCUUAUGAUAUUGGAGAUUUAGUAGCGAUCAAGAAGACACAGUUCUCGCAAGGGAGUAAACUGUACCCUAAGUUUCUAGGACCCUACGAAGUCACCGAAAAGAAACGUAACGACAGAUACGUACUAAAUAAAAUAGGAACGGCGGAAGGCCCUAUUAAGACAACUAGUUCUGCAGAUUACAUGAAGCCUUGGGUCUCCUCGGAAGAUAGUAUUUCAUCUGGGACAGAUGAAUAGUCAGGACGGCCGUGUGGGUUGUGAACGUUUUUUAUUUAAAUUGUUUCGUUAUUUUAAGUUAUUGUUAGGACUGGCACUUUUUAUUUUAGAAGAGUAAAUUGAUGUAAAAUGUCAAAGAAAAAGGAUUAGACAUUGAAGUUUGGAAGAUGAAAAAACCUAUUAAAGAAACUGAAGGAAAUAUUUGUUUUACUAUAUCCAACUGAGUAAUCCCAC
Molecule: messenger RNA, 739 nt
Organism: Amyelois transitella
Lineage: Eukaryota; Metazoa; Arthropoda; Insecta; Lepidoptera; Pyralidae
Exons: 1
Coding region: 98-526 (142 amino acids)
Source: RefSeq, a predicted model, not a curated record